GAUCUUUUCUGAUGUUAUACAAUUUUUAUUCGUAAAUGUUCCAUAUGAUAAAUGACAUUAGAAACUUGUAAAAAUUUGAAGCGAUAGUCAACAUAGAAUAUUUAAAACAUUUCUUGCAAGUUAAUUGCGACAUUUUCGAAAAGUAAUAAAAUGCACGAGAAAUUCUUUUUGUUACAUAGGAGGUAACAUAAAAUGUACAUAAAAAAGAUAUAGAUAUCAGUCUUUAGAUAACUUUGGACAUGGAAAGUUCGAAAUAUGACGGAUAUCGAGGUGCUUAUGAUUUCGAAUGGGCGGUGAAAUUAAAUCGUUUCACUUUAGAUUUCCUUGGUCUUUGGCCUAAAACUGCACAAAAUUCUCGACAGAAAUUAAUGUGCAAUUUUCGAGUAUUGACAGUUUUGUUGGGACUAAUAUUCGGCCUUCUCAUUCCUUCUUUACAUUCCUUGACAAGAAUUUUUGGAGAUGUUUUGUUAAUGUUAGAUAACUUACAAUUUACUUUACCAACUAUAAGCUGCACGAUUAGAAUCAUGAUUCUUUGGUGGAAGAAGACAGGUAGACAUAAUUUUUAA
Molecule: messenger RNA, 566 nt
Organism: Pogonomyrmex barbatus (red harvester ant)
Lineage: Eukaryota; Metazoa; Arthropoda; Insecta; Hymenoptera; Formicidae
Source: RefSeq, a predicted model, not a curated record